AGUUAUUUUAACAUAGCUUCUUCACAAUGAAUACCACAUCACCAAAAUCUUCCUUAGCCAAAUUGGGCAUACACACCACGAAACAUAAAUCCUUAAAAGUGAUGGUGCUGGGACAAAGUGGAGUUGGCAAAUCAGCUAUGGUGGUGCGAUUCAUUACACGUCGUUUCAUUGGCGAAUACGAUCCUAAUCUGGAGAAGAUCUAUACACAUAAUACAACAUUUGACAAUGAACUUAUACAGUUUGAUAUAUUGGAUGCUGCUGGGCAACCAAAUAAAGAGGAUUGUGUCAGCCUGGACUCGAACAUACGUUGGGCGGACGCAUUUAUACUAAUGUACUCCGUUACGGAUAAAUGUAGCUUCGACGAAUGUAAUCGGCUGAAAUUUUUGAUUAACUACAAUAAACGACGACGUAAACUGGGAUCAAAUAGUAAGGAUUCACUCUCCGAUGUGCCGGUGAUUUUGGUAGGCAACAAAACCGAUCAAACGGGCGAUCGCAUGGUGAACAUCGAUGAGGGUCAACGACGUUUUCGUGAGCUAUCAUGUGCCUGCUUUCAUGAGAUCUCUGUGAGAGAGAGUGUAGAUCAGGUGCAAGCAGUUUUCCGCGAUGUAUUUCGUUUUUGGCGCGUCUUCAGCAAAUUUCCCAAACUGAAACGUUCCACCAGCGAUGUACAGAAUGCAUCCGAUUCGGCGCUAAGCCCGGACUCUGGUUGUUCUUUCUACGAUUCAUCGUCAUUUAACAACGAAACACGCAGAUCCUUCUUCAUAAUCGGCAACGCCUGUCUCGAGGAGAACGAUCACACCGAGUCCACCGACGAGCUUGGCUCUGGCAGCUUAUGCAGUCCACGCAGCGGCAUCGAUACACCAUUCCGCAGUAGAGCCUCCACGGAUGGCACAUUGUUGUCGCGACCGCGUCGCUGGCGUUAUCCGCCGCCCGGCUGUCUGUUGCCACACACCAAUCGGGUCGAACGUCGUAUGAGUAUUUCGACACGCGGCAGCAACGCCAGCUAUUGACUAGUGAUUAAGUGCUGGGGGGAACUCAGUAAACAGUGCAGCGACUUCAUUUUCUAAAACUACAUAUUUGAGAGUAUAAAAACUUUUAUUGCUUGUUGCUUAGAAAAUUGUAAAGUCUUGCUUAUGUACAAAGAAAAUUUUUUAAGCUAUAUUUGUGCUCUAAAAAAAAAAAAACAAUGAAAUAAUUAAGGGGGCGGGCGAGGCACGCAUAUUGUUGGACCAUUUAGACUUAUCUGUGGUGUGUUUGUAUUGAGAAGGGUUAAUCAAUAAAUUUUCAAUUACAAUUAUUAAUUAAAUAAAUAUAUGUACCUAUUAAAAUUUUAAAAUUGUAAGUGUAAUACA
This is a messenger RNA of Rhagoletis zephyria (snowberry fruit fly), 1352 nucleotides long. Its product is annotated as ras-related and estrogen-regulated growth inhibitor. The record is from RefSeq and is a predicted model, not a curated record. Lineage: Eukaryota; Metazoa; Arthropoda; Insecta; Diptera; Tephritidae. Gene Ontology annotation, molecular function: GTPase activity; GTP binding.